Messenger RNA from Apodemus sylvaticus (European woodmouse), 1717 nucleotides. RefSeq names its product follistatin like 3 (gene Fstl3). The coding region runs from base 53 to 823 and encodes 256 amino acids. The transcript is spliced from 5 exons. NCBI's taxonomy places the organism in Eukaryota, Metazoa, Chordata, Mammalia, Rodentia, Muridae. Gene Ontology annotation, molecular function: protein binding; activin binding. Gene Ontology annotation, biological process: regulation of BMP signaling pathway; cell differentiation; negative regulation of activin receptor signaling pathway. The record is from RefSeq and is a predicted model, not a curated record.
UAGGCCGAGGCGUCUGCACUAGCUGAGUCCCCGCUGCUGCCCGACACUCGCCAUGCGUCCCGAGGCACUGUGGCCGCUGUUUUGGGGAGCCCUGGUCUGGGCGAUGGGAUCCGUGUGCACCGUGAUGGGCUCGGGGGAUUCUGUGCCCGGUGGCGUGUGCUGGCUCCAGCAGGGCGGAGAGGCCACCUGCAGCCUGGUCCUGAAGACGCAGGUCAGCCGCGAGGACUGCUGCGCUUCCGGCGACAUCAACAGAGCCUGGUCCAACUUCACCCACCCAGGCAAUAAGAUCAGCCUGCUGGGCUUUCUGGGCCUGGUCCACUGCCUCCCCUGCAAAGAUUCCUGCGACGGAGUGGAGUGUGGCCCCGGCAAGUCGUGCCGCAUGCUGGGGGGCCGUCCACACUGCGAGUGCGUGCCCAACUGCGAGGGGCUUCCCGCGGGCUUCCAGGUCUGCGGCUCUGACGGCGCCACCUACCGGGACGAAUGCGAACUGCGCGCCGCGCGCUGUCGCGGACACCCAGACCUGCGCGUCAUGUACCCCGGCCGCUGCCAAAAGUCGUGCGCUCAGGUAGUGUGCCCGCGGCCCCAGUCGUGCCUCGUGGAUCAGACCGGCAGCGCACACUGCGUGGUGUGUCGCGCUGCGCCCUGCCCGAUACCUUCCAACCCCGGCCAAGAACUCUGUGGCAACAACAACGUCACCUACAUCUCGUCCUGUCACCUGCGCCAGGCCACUUGCUUCCUUGGCCGGUCCAUUGGAGUCCGGCACCCAGGCGUCUGCACAGGUGGCCCCAAAGUACCAGCAGAGGAGGAAGAGAACUUCGUGUGAGCUGCAGCCACUGGGCCUGGCGUCUGAGGCCGUCCCGAUUUUAUUUAUUGUUACAGAAAGAGUCUAAUUUAUGUCAUUUGUGGACACUCCCCAUACCUGGCCUGGAACCACUUGGGGAUCCCCUAGGAUCCUGAGCACAUAUCCCAAGGACUGAAGGAUUUUUUAUGAGUUGGUAUCUACCAUCACCAGAUGCUGGGAUCAAAGUUAGAACCCCAGACACAGGGAGGGCAGCUUCGUUUGAUCUCCCCACCUGCUUUCUAGGCUGAAGCUGUCUCGGGGCACAGCUCAUGGUUGUGCAUCCCCCUCAGUUGGUGUUUCCAUAUGGCCGGCCUCAGACCAGAGCAGGCAGUGUCGGGUCAGAGAAACACUGGGUUCAUUCCUGUUCGGUCCACUCAGGGUGGGAUGUAGCUGACUCGCAGGCCCAGGACAGCCAGUGGACACCAGGAUUCCCUGUGCCCAGAUCACCCAGAGUCGCUCUAGCACCUAUUGCCCUGGUCCCCGGACAGCCACAUUAGCUACUAUCCAGUUCCCAACCAGGCCCACGCCUCACAAGCCCAGAUGCUGUUUGGGGCUGGACUGUAUCACCACUCAGCCUUCACCCUGACAGCUGCCGCCGAAACUUUCCCAUACCCACAAGUGCCUUCAAGGAAGCCGAGGGGGGGACUGUGGUGCUGUGGGUAGAGUGCUUGUCUACUGUUCACACAGCCCCAGCACCACAGAAAACAGACAUGUUGGUUCAGGCCUGUCAUCCCAGCACUUGAGAAGUAGAAGCGUGGGGAUCAGGAGUUCCAGGUCAUCCUCCUUGGCCAUGCUGUGAGUUCAAGACCAGCCUGGGCUAUAUAAGACCUUAUCUUAAAAAAAAAAAAGAGAGAGAGAGAGAGAAAGAGAAAGAAA